CUAUAUGUAUUGCCAGCAGAUAGAAUUCCUAGCACUACUUGCAACCAUUUUCACUUCUUCUCUCUCAAACUGAAAUACGUACACUCCCAUGGCACCUACAAAUUCCUUAGUAUUCACAGUCCGAAGGCGUGAACCAGAGUUAAUAGCUCCCGCAAAGCCCACCUAUCGAGAGUACAAACCACUCUCAGAUAUUGACGACCAAGAAAGUCUUCGUUUUCAACUUCCAGUAAUUCACUUCUAUCCAUACACACCCUCCAUGGAAGGGAAGGAUCCUGUCAAGGUUAUAAGGGAGGCAUUGGCAAAAGCCCUAGUUUUUUACCAUCCAUUUGCCGGUAGACUUAGGGAGGGGCCCGAUCGCAAACUUAUCGUGGACUGUACGGGGGAAGGUAUCAUGUUUAUUGAGGCUGAUGCGGAUGUUACACUUGAGCAGUUUGGUGAUGCACUCCAACCACCAUUCCCUUGCUUUGAGGAGCUCCUCUAUGAUGUUCCGGGCUCCAGUGGCGUGUUGAAUUGCCCGUUGAUGCUUAUUCAGGUAACUCGCUUGAAAUGUGGUGGUUUCAUCUUUGCCCUCCGCCUCAACCAUACCAUGAGUGAUGCUUCUGGUCUAGUGCAGUUCCUAACGGCUGUGAGUGAGAUGGCCCAUGGUGAAAGUGUCCCUUCAGUCAUGCCCUUUUGGGAAAGGCAUCUCUUUAAUGCGCGGUACCCUCCACGUGUGACCUGCACACACCAUGAGUACGAGGGGGCAGCUAAUACAGAGGGCACCAUCAGCCCACUUCAUGACAUAGUCCAGCGCUCUUUCUUCUUCGGCCCCUCUGAAAUAUCAACCGUUCGUAGUUUCCUUCCCCACAGCCUUCGUCAAUCUUCUACUUUCGAAGUGUUGACUGCGUUCUUGUGGCGAUUCCGCACCAUAGCUUUAGACAUAGAUCCCAAUAAAGAGAUGCGAGCCAUAUCCAUUGUCAAUGCCCGUUCGAAGUUCAAUCCUCCUAUAUCCAUGGGAUUUUACGGGAAUGGGUUUGCUCUUUCAACGGCUCUAACAACUGCUGGGAAGCUUUGUCAAAACCCAUUGGCGUAUGCAUUGGAAUUAGUGAAGCAGGCAAAGGCAGACAUAACAGAGGAGUACAUGAAAUCAGUGGCGGACUUGAUGGUGAUUAGGGGUCGACCCCCGUUCAUUAUGGAUGGAACAUUUUUGGUGUCUGAUGUAACACGAGCUGGGCUUAUAGAUGUGGACUUUGGAUGGGGCAAGGCAGUAUAUGCUGGAGUGGCAGCAAUUGGAGGUAAACUGAUGCCUUGGGUUAUAAGUUUUUUUAUGUGGUUCAAGAACAAGAGAGGAGAAGAGGGGAUUGUGGUGCCCAUUUGCUUGCCAACUCUAGCUAUGGACAAGUUUGUGAUGCUGCUUGAUAACAUGUUGAAAGAGCAGCCUCUUAGGAGUAAUAGUAGGCUGUAGAAGAGUUAAGUUUGUGUUAACGUAUGAGAUCAAGUCUAUUAACUAGUUAUGUUAGUUCUUGUGUAGUGCCCAGUUGCAAUUACUUUAUUUUGCUUUGUGGUGUAGCAGUUCAUGUUGGUAGUUUUUAACUUCUUUGUUUUCAGUGACUGUCAUAUAUAAGUUUUUGGUUUUUUCCUAGAAACAAUAUGUAUGUUUGAUGCUGUGAUUUUUUGAUAUAUCAAAACAUAUAUAAACUCAUGUAUUUCAU
Rubroshorea leprosula is the source of this 1691-nucleotide messenger RNA. The record is from the annotation of a GenBank genome assembly. Lineage: Eukaryota; Viridiplantae; Streptophyta; Magnoliopsida; Malvales; Dipterocarpaceae.